Messenger RNA from Syngnathoides biaculeatus (alligator pipefish), 3198 nucleotides. RefSeq names its product RFT1 homolog (gene rft1). Bases 158 to 1783 code for a protein of 541 amino acids. Gene Ontology annotation, biological process: glycolipid translocation; dolichol-linked oligosaccharide biosynthetic process. The transcript has 10 exons. The record is from RefSeq and is a predicted model, not a curated record. Gene Ontology annotation, cellular component: endoplasmic reticulum membrane. Lineage: Eukaryota; Metazoa; Chordata; Actinopteri; Syngnathiformes; Syngnathidae.
ACAAUGUGUACGGAAGUGGAAUCGCCGCUGAAUUCUCGUAUCGUGUGCUCAAACUGGUUCUCUGUCCUCACGCGGUGGAAGGAAAUGAAGUCUGAAUUUAAUGUAGAAAAGUGAAGUGAUACAAGGACUUGCAAGCGGGACAAGAGAACGUUCCACAAUGAGCUCGCAGGACGUAUUGAAGAACGCGUCCACGCUCGCUUCAUACAAUGUGCUGCUACAGGUAAUGUUCCGUGUGCUGACCUUCUUAUUGAACGCCUUCACCCUCCGCUUUGUGUCCAAAGAGCUGAUUGGGGUGGUGAAUGUCAGGCUUACACUGCUCUACUCCACUUUAGUCUUUUUGUCACGAGAGGCCUUUAGAAAAGCGUGCUUGAGUGGCUCUGAUGGGGGGAAGCACAACUGGAGGCAGGUUAUCAAUCUGCUAUGGCUGACUUUGCCUCUAGGUGCACUAUCGGGAGCCAUGUUGGCCGCUGUGUGGCUUUGGCUCCUCGAGGCCCCGGACCCCCAAUCGGUCCCUUUCUACGGCCCCGCCGUGGUGCUCUUCGCCCUGGCGGGGGUGCAGGAGCUCUUGGCCGAGCCCCUGUGGGUGCUGGCCCAGGCUCACAUGUUUGUGAGGCUAAAGGUGGUUGCUGAGAGCUUGGCCAUGCUGGCUAAGUGCAGUAUGACGGUGGUGCUGGUGGUGUCUGCCCGUGAGUGGGGCCUUUACAUCUUCUCUGCUGCUCACCUGGUGUACACAGGAGUCCUGGUGCUGUGCUAUGUAAUUUACUUUCUUCGUUUCCUGCCGUCCAAAGAAGCGAUCGAGAGCAAUUUUCCUCUGCGGAACAUCGGAGAGCUGAUUCCUCACAGAGUUAAUGGAGAGCCUCUGUUGGACUGGACCAUGGCCCGGCUCACGUGGAGCUUCUUCAAGCAGUCGUUCCUCAAGCAGAUCCUGACUGAGGGCGAGCGCUACGUCAUGACUUUCCUGAACGUCCUCAGCUUCGGCGACCAGGGCAUUUAUGACAUCGUCAACAACCUGGGGUCAAUGGUGGCCCGCUUCAUCUUCUUGCCAAUUGAGGAGAGCUUCUACGUCUUCUUCGCCAAAGUGCUGGAGCGAGGCCGCCAUGUCAAAAACCAGAAACAGGAAGAUGUUGGUGUCGCGGCAGAUGUGCUACAAUGCCUCCUCAAACUGGUGCUGGUGAUUGGACUCAUUAUUGCAGUCUUUGGGUACGCCUACUCGCGACUGGCUCUGGAUAUUUACGGGGGUUCUCUGCUGAGCAGUGGGGCAGGUCCAUCGUUGCUUCAAUGCUACAGCUGCUAUGUCCUCCUGCUGGCUGUAAACGGCGUGACCGAAUGUUUUGUGUUUGCUGCAAUGAGCCAGGAGGAGGUUGACAAGUACAACUUGGUGAUGCUGGCUCUGUCCGCGUCGUUCCUCUUCCUGUCCUACACGCUGACAAGGUGGGCGGGCGGCGUGGGCUUCAUCCUGGCCAACUGCCUCAACAUGGCCCUCCGCAUCACGCACAGCGUCCUGUACAUUCGCCACUACUUCCUGCCCAGUCCGUGGAAACCCCUGCGGGGCCUGCUGCCCACGCCGUUGCUGUGCCUGGCGCUCGCUGUCAGCGCGGCGGUCACGCUUGUCAAGCGUUUUCUGCUGCGACGGUGGCUGGCUCCUCAGGUUGGUCCACGUCAGCGUGGGAGCGGUUUGUCUUCUUUUUGUUCUCGGAGCCGUUCUGCUCACGGAAACGCAACUUGUUGUGUUUGUGAGGACUCAGCUUUUGCCCCACUACAGGAAAAAACGCGCAUAACUUGAAGGACAGCAACAAGUGAAUUUGUUAUUAUUUUCUUUAAUGAGCCUCAGAUGCAAGAGCAGGUGCACCUUAAGAAUUUAGAAUAUUAUUGAGAACUUUAUUUAAAAAAUAAGUCCUGUGGAAUUUCUGCAUUCAAAAUAAUUUUGAAUGUUUCUGUUAUAGCAUUCUAAUUUCUGGAAGGUGAUUUUUGGAUUUCCCCUAACUAAGAUAGUCCUAAUUCGUAUCAGAAAAAAAUCCAUCCAUCCAUUUUCUGAGCCACUUAUCCUCACAAGGGUCGCAGGAGUGAAUCUGUCAUAUAUAUAUGAAAUAUCCUUUUUAAAUUCACCUACUUCAACAAAUCAUGUUUUCCACAGUAUUCAAAUGUAUUAAAAUGCACCUGUAUGUGAAUGUUUAUGUAUAUGAUAAUGUUACUGGAUAAUUUGAUUUGUACACAUGAAGACAUUUCUCCUCUUUUGACACAUCAUUAGGUACACCUUCCCGAUCUAAAUUUAAACAAAGUAACUGGGUUAACCCAUUCGUGGGCAGCGUCCCAUUUUUGGGACAUCAUGAUUUUCACGUAUUACAUCCUUCACUAUAUCAAAAUAUUUUAGUGUUUUAAUCAAAAGCCAUAAUUUGGUAUCAGGAGAACUCAUCAGUCAAAGUUAGUAUGGAGUUAUUUCCCUUCCCUUCCUUACUCAACAUGGCUGCCUCAACUUAUCAUAUAACUUAACCAUAAACAAAAAAGAAGUGUUAUUUCUUUGAUUGUGGCCUGUUUUAUUUUAUCUCAAUAAGGCAAAAAAUUCCCACCCUGCCCAUGAAUGGGUUCAGGGCACGUUAAAUACACUAUGCUCAGAUUUUAUUCAUACUGCCUUUGACCAUACACUGGGAAGUGUUUGUAACAAAGUAUCUAACUACUCCAAACAAGGCCAUGUCAUAAGCUUACCAACAUUUUUUGUAAGCUUGUGCAGAUGUACCGAUUUUGUGCGCGUGUGUGUGUGUGUAUGUCUGCAUGUGUGUGUGAGAUGGGGGGAGGGGCCGAGACCGCUGUUCCAAGUCUGUUUUUACUGAAGUUACUUGAAGCAGUUUCUUUAAAUCAUUCAACAUCCAGUAUUACAUCCAUCUGUGUAACUUUGUAUCAUAGGUUGUAUCCAGUUCAUCGCAAUAGUCAACCACUAAAAGUCUUUUGAAAUCUUGCCGACUUAUUACAGUAGUUGUAACUGCUAAUUAGUCCGUUGGUUUUAAGAUGGCCUAUAUGACAGUAAAUCUGACUCCAUUUUCUCGAUGGACUGGUAAAUAAAAGGAAAUGAGACCAAGAGAAACUUUCAAAACUUUUUUUCCUACCUUUAGAGUGAACUAUAACCUCUAAAAUGAAAUUUUAUUGUCUAUUUUUGAGCAAGGAAGUAGAGGUGAAUCAUGAACAUGAAAAUAAUCUUUUGUG